AUGGAUGGAAUGGAUAUUGAUGAUUAUUCAAGGGAUCGGUCUCCUGUAAGAGACAGAGAAAGAUCACCAAUUAGGGACAGAUACAGUAGAGAUGAUGCUUCCUCGUCUAAUGAUCGAGAGUCAUAUGGUAGAAGAGAUUACGGAGGAUCGAGUUAUUCUAGAUCCUCGUAUGGUGAUAGAAGAGGAGGAGGAAGAGGGUCCUAUGGAGGAUCGAGAGGAUCUUCUUACGGAGGAUCUGGAGGAUCGUCAUCUUACAGUAGUGGCUACAGAGGAGGAAGUAGUAGCAGAGAUUAUUCUUCAAGAAGUUAUGGAACUAGAGAUGAUGAUUCAAGCUAUCGUUCUAAAACUGAAAGAAACUAUGAUAACUCAAUUUUUAUUGGUAAUAUUCCAUUUGAUUCCACAUCGAGAGAUAUUGAGGAUAUCUUCAAAGGUGAGUUUGAUAUAGUUCGUGCUGAUAUUGUUACCAACAGAGGUAGAUCAAGAGGUAUGGCUACAGUUGAAUUCAAAUCUAGGGAUGAUGUCACUAAGGCAAUUGACAAAUACGAUAGAUUUUCAUAUCAUGGGAGAGAAAUUUUUGUCAGACGAGACUAUCCACCACCUGAAAAGAGAGAUUUUGGAUCAGGAAGAUCUUUUGAUAGAGGUGGAAGUAGGUAUGGUGAUUCCUAUUAUGGUAGAGAUAGUUCAAGAGGUGGUUAUGGUUCUGCUGGUGGUAGAGGCGGUUAUGCUAGAAGUGAUUACAGACCUCCAUUACCACCAACCACUCCAGGAACUGAGGUGUUUGUAGGCAAUUUGCCAUUUUCGAUUACUUGGCAAGCACUCAAAGAUAUCAUGAGAAAAGCUGGUUCAGUAGCCAGAGCUGAUGUAAGAUUGGAUGAUAUGGGUAGGUCAAGAGGAUUUGGUACUGUUGUUUUCGAUACUCCUGAAGAAGCCAAUGCUGCAGUCGAAAUGUUUCAAGGGUAUGAAAUUGAAGGCAGAAGGUUAGAUACUAGACACGGACGUACUUCCAAUGUAGCUGCCACUGGAGAAUUUUCCGCAGCUGGUGCUUCAAGUUCUGCACCAAUUGGAGGCAAAAAGAAUACCGAAUUUACUGAAGGUGUCACUGGUGAUGGUGAAGAACCAAAUGAUACCAUCUUUGUUGAAAAUUUACCAUUUAGUACUCAAAAUGAUGAUUUAUUUGAUUUGUUUGAAACUAUUGGAAGAGUAACCAAAGCCGAGAUUCAAUAUCAAGAAGAUGGUAGAGCUAGUGGUAAUGCUGUUGUUCAAUUUGAAUUGGUUGAGUCUGCCACUGCGUCACUCAAUGAAUUGAAUGGUUAUGAAUAUGGUGGAAGAAGGUUAAAGAUUUCUUAUAAAAGAUUGUGA
This is a messenger RNA of Lodderomyces orthopsilosis Co 90-125, 1359 nucleotides long. RefSeq names its product single-stranded telomeric DNA-binding/mRNA-binding protein (gene GBP2). Gene Ontology annotation, cellular component: post-mRNA release spliceosomal complex; nucleus; cytoplasm. Gene Ontology annotation, molecular function: mRNA binding. NCBI's taxonomy places the organism in Eukaryota, Fungi, Ascomycota, Pichiomycetes, Serinales, Debaryomycetaceae. The transcript has 2 exons. The record is from RefSeq and is a predicted model, not a curated record. Gene Ontology annotation, biological process: regulation of mRNA stability involved in response to oxidative stress. The coding region runs from base 1 to 1359 and encodes 452 amino acids.